AUGGAGGUAACUCCCAAUACCUCCUCCAGCUCUGACCAAAGCAGCUACGUUGAAGUGAAGAAUUUGAUCACUCAGAUACCUUCUAAAGGGCAGAUACAAGAAAUUACUAAGGAGCUACACUGUCUACUGUGUAAUGACUGGUUCCGAGAUCCACUUAUGCUAACUUGUGGCCACAACUUCUGCCAGGCCUGUAUUCAAAACUUUUGGAAGCAGCAAGAAAAGGAAACAUUCUGUCCUAAGUGUAAGAUAUUGUGUCAAUAUGGCAACUGUGCAUUCAACCUUGUACUGGAGAAGCUGGUAGAGAAGAUUAAGGAUCUACCCUUACUCAAGGGUCAUCCACAAUGCCCAGAACAUGGAGAGAACCUGAAACUGUUCAGUAAGACAGAAGGGAAGAUGAUCUGUUUUCAAUGCAAAGAUGCUCGGUUGUCUGGAGGGCAGUCUAAAGAGUUCCUUCAGAUCUCUGACGCUGUCCAUUCCUUCAUGGAGGAGUUUAACACCAUGAAGGGUCAACUGGAGGCAAUCCUGAAGGAUCUUCAGUCCCUGAGGAGCACGCAGAAAGAUGCUAUUACUGCUUACAAGGAAAGCAAGCUACAUCUGCAGCAACACAUCUCCGUGGAGUUUCUAAAGCUGCAUCAAUUUCUGCACGGCAAAGAAAAGGACAUUUUAAAUGAGCUCCGGGAAGAGGGGAAAGCCUUGAGUGAGGAAAUGGAGCUGAAUCUGAAACAGCUUCAGGAACAGUAUCUCCUAGCCAAGGAUAUGAUGGUGAGCGUCCAGGCCCGGAUGGAUGAGCAGAACUCCUUCAACUUUCUCAAAGACAUUACACCUUUCUUAGCUAGCUUGCAGAAAGGAAUAAAAGUGCUGACACCCAAAGAGCUUAUCUCCAGAAAGCUGAACUUUGGCCUGUACAAAGGUCCCAUCCAGUACAUGAUGUGGAAGGAAAUGCAGUCCAUUGUCUCUCCAGGCUUAUUUCCAUUAACUCUGGACCCUAAAACAGCGCACCCAAAUUUGGUGCUGUCCAAAAGCCGAACCAGUGUGUGGCAUGGUGACAUUAAGCAGGUAAUGCCCGAUGAUCCAGAGAGGUUUGACUCAAGUGUGGCUGUGCUGGGCUUAAAAGGCUUCACGUCUGGAAAAUGGUACUGGGAAGUAGAAGUAGCUAAGAAGACAAAGUGGACAGUUGGCAUUGUCAAAGAAUCCAUCAUUCGGAAGGGCAGCUGUCCUCUAACCCCUGAGCAAGGAUUCUGGCUUUUAAGACUAAGGAACCAAAAUGAUCUGAAGGCUCUGGAUUUGCCUUCUUGCAGUGUGAAGCUGACCAACAACCUUGACCAGGUGGGCAUAUACUUAGAUUAUGAAGGAGGGCAGGUGUCCUUCUACAAUGCUAAAACCAUGACCCACAUUUACACCUUCAGUAGUACUUUCACGGAGAAACUUUAUUCCUACUUCUGCCCUUGCCUUAAUGAUGGUGGGGAGAAUAAAGAACCACUGCAUAUCGUGCAGCCACAGUGA
This is a messenger RNA of Pipistrellus nathusii (Nathusius's pipistrelle), 1503 nucleotides long. Lineage: Eukaryota; Metazoa; Chordata; Mammalia; Chiroptera; Vespertilionidae. The record is from the annotation of a GenBank genome assembly.